AUGUUAGCCAACAGCUUAAGUCGUCAUUUAUCCAGGAAUUACAUUACCUUUGCCAACCUAAGGUAUAUGUCACAUGUUCCAAACAAUAAUUUGGUUACCAAAUUUAACAAUCCUACCAACCAAUUUAGUAAUUUAAACACAAUUGGUAACCGUAGGGGACUAUCAACCUUUGACUUAAAUGUCAGGAACAAUUUAGUUAUCAACAAGAACCAGUUGGGUUGUCUAACUCCCUACAGUAACAAAUUUGGAGUAAGGUAUGACGGGGGUGUGGCCACUCUUGGUGCCGCAGUAGCCUUAAUGUCAGUAGGGGGAGUUGCCCAGGGCAUAGGAAACCUGUUUGCAGCCCUGGUGUCCGGAACGGCAAGGAAUCCCUCCAUAAAGGAAGAUUUGUUCACCUACACGUUGAUAGGAAUGGGUUUCCUCGAGUUCCUCGCAAUUGUGUGUAUCUUGAUGGGUGCCAUAAUGAUGUACUCGUAA
Molecule: messenger RNA, 477 nt
Organism: Theileria orientalis strain Shintoku
Lineage: Eukaryota; Apicomplexa; Aconoidasida; Piroplasmida; Theileriidae
Product: lipid-binding protein
Exons: 2
Coding region: 1-477 (158 amino acids)
Biological process (GO): proton transmembrane transport; proton motive force-driven ATP synthesis
Molecular function (GO): proton transmembrane transporter activity
Source: RefSeq, a predicted model, not a curated record